Molecule: messenger RNA, 2130 nt
Organism: Microdochium trichocladiopsis
Lineage: Eukaryota; Fungi; Ascomycota; Sordariomycetes; Xylariales; Microdochiaceae
Product: TAP-like protein-domain-containing protein
Exons: 5
Coding region: 177-1760 (527 amino acids)
Source: RefSeq, a predicted model, not a curated record
GGAAAGCCCCCAAGGCUCAAGGCUGCUGGGACGACAUUGCAUCCAGGCGACGCAAGCACUGGCUUCCACGAUAUAAGGCCCUUGGAAGCCCCUUUGGCAUCAGGCCAGCUCUGUCCUACCGCCAUCACCAAAUCCCCUAUCACGAUCUAAUUCAACGCUUUGCAUCUGUAGUCUUCAUGAUGCACUCUAUCACGACUUGGGCAUCAGCUCUGCUGCUCCCUCUGGCAGCCACCACAGCUGCCGCUGCCGCAUUGCCCCGCGCCGACGGCAUUGUCUGGGGCGAGUGCCACAUCGAGGAGGACACCUCCAGCCUGCCCGUGCCCGUGCAGUGCGGCAAGCUCACUGUUCCGCUGGAUUGGUCCGGAAAAACCACCGACAAGACGAUUGAUAUCGAGCUGAUCAAGUGGCCGGCCGCAACACAGCCUGCGCCCAAAGGCAGCAUCCUGCUCAAUUUCGGAGGCCCCGGGGGUGACGGUCUCAACAACUUCGUCUCUUACGCCCCCUUGCAGGCACCGAUAAUUGGCGACGAGCACGACAUCAUCAGCUGGGAUCCUCGGGGCACCCGCAAUGCCAUCCCCGUCAUUUGCUACAACAACACGGCAACAAAUGCCGAGCUGACGACAUACCUUUCAGACUGGUACAACGCCUCCGAUACUACGCCCUCCCAUCUCUGGACGGAAGCCACUGUGCUGUCCGAGUUAUGUCAGAACGCGCUACAAGAAGUUGGUCCUUACGUCGGCAUGGCCUCGGUGGCACGGGACAUCAUCGCGAUUGUUGACGCUCUCGGCGAGGAUGGGCUGCUGAGAUACUGGGGCAUCUCGGGCGGCACCUCUAUGGGCGCCACGGUGGCGGCUAUGUUCCCGGACCGUGUGGACAAGGUCAUCCUCGACGGAGUCAUGAAUGCACACCAGUACUACAACUCUCCAGUGGAGACUGAAUUCAUCUCGAGCGCAGACGACGUUCUCCGUGGCAUCUUCAACGCCUGCAUCGAGGCGGGUGUCGAAAAGUGCCCGCUGGCCAGCCACGCAAAGACUUGCGGAGGCCUCGAGGAGAAAAUGGACCAGCUCGUCUACGAACUCAAGUACAACCCUAUCCCCUUCGCCUCUGCAGCUCUGGGCAGUGGUGGCAUUGUCGACUACAGCAUUCUUUUCAACUGGCUCUUCUCAAAGCUCUACGUCCCCAAGAGUUACGCAACCGUUGCCAAGGUGCUCGAAGGACUCUUCCGCCGCGACGCCACUGCUCUGGUGGAGGCAGCCCUGAUCGAGGCUGGCGCCUCCACACCUGCCGCAGGUCCCAUUAUUCGCGCCGUAUGGGGCAUCCGGUGCGGCGACAAAAGGCCCCGCGCCGACUCCAAGGAGGAACUGGAGCCAUACGUCGACCAGCUCGAGGCGAACAGCAGGUGGUUCGCCCACUUUGGCCUCGCGAGCAACGCGUACCUUUGCGCUCAGUGGCCGUUUGAGGCCGUGGAGCGUUACGAGGGCGAUUUCACGGGAGUCAAGACCAAGAACCCCGUCUUGUUCAUUGGCAACACGUACGACCCGGUCACGCCGCUCGUCUCGGCGAGAAACAUGAGCUCUGGCUUUGAAGGGAGUGUGCUGCUGCAGCAUGAUAGCUACGGGCAUGUCUCGUUCACGACGCAGAAGUCGAACUGCACCGAAGCGGCUAUUAGUGCGUACCUGAAUGAGGGCAAGUUGCCGGCUGAAGGCACUGUCUGCAAGCCCAACUUGCCGAUUGUCAACUACGUGACAGGAGAGAUCUAGAGCGGCAGACGACGAGGUGGCUCAGAUCGACAUUGGAAUAAUUGACAUCGCAUUUCCUUUUCGCAUUCAUAAUAUCUAGCAUGCAUUCUCUUACUUUCCACGUGUAGAGUCAGAGGAAUCCUUUUGUGAUGGAGGAUGUGCUGUUGUCCCCGCGGGGUUUAGCGGCUUUUGAAAGAGGCUUAGCGUGAUUCACGGUCAUCCUCCAACUGAAAAUGGCCCAAGGAUGCAAAGCAGUAUGUGAAUGGGCGUUACAGGCAGCUAGAGUUUUGUAUUAUAUGCGGUUGCGUUCAUGAAGAUGAUAAGGAUCGGCUCGACAGGCACCUUGAGAAACGGAAACGUAGAGAGAAGGAAUUCAAAGAUCCCUCAGGAG